GAGAAUCAAAUGCCCACAACGCAAAGUAAAGACACCCCUUCUGGCAUCUGGCUUCUUCCACAAAAGUCAUCAUCUUAAUUUGUCGUUCCUGACAGACAUUAAUGACCAUGAGCUAACCCGGCCCCUUUGGAAGUUCUCUGAAUGGCUGAAUCCCAAGCUGUGUCAAGCUUCGAAGUAGUCCACUACUCCACUUCUUCCCAUGGAUUUCAGAGACCCCUGCAGAUUCUUUUUUGUGAAAAGAGACCUUGAGAUUCACUGAUCAUCUAUAAAUAAAUCAGUGAAGAUUCACACCCAUUAUUGGUUCUUAUUGAGAAAAAGAAAUCUGCAUUCAUGGGUUCAAUGGGCGAAGUGGGUGAUGGCAUCCAACCCAGAAGCUAUUGGAGAUGGAGCAAACAGGAUUUCUUCCCUGAACAGUCUUUCGAGAGCUGGAACAGCUACAGAUCGGCACUCUCACAAACGUGUUUCAGAUUCAAGGACCGUCUCCUCAGCCGAUCUGAUGAUGCCAAUGAACUGGGAGAGCUUCGGAAACAAAGCGAGAAUGAGAUGAAACGUUGCCUCAACUGGUGGGAUCUUAUCUGGUUUGGGUUUGGGUCAGUGAUUGGAGCUGGUAUCUUCGUCCUAACAGGCCAGGAAGCCCGUUACCAUGCAGGCCCCGCCAUAGUCUUGUCCUACGUUGCUUCGGGUAUUUCAGCACUGCUCUCUGUCUUCUGCUACACAGAAUUUGCAGUGGAAAUUCCAGUUGCUGGAGGGUCAUUUGCUUACAUGAGAGUGGAAUUGGGAGACUUUGCCGCGUUUAUAGCAGCAGGGAACUUACUUCUGGAGAGCAUCGUCGGUGGUGCAGCAGUUGCCAGAGCUUGGACUUCUUACUUCGCCACGCUUUUGAACCGUCACCCCAACUCAUUAAGAAUUCACACAAAUCUUGCAGAGAACUACAAUCUCCUUGACCCAAUCGCUGUGGUAGUUCUGAUAGCUGCUGCAACGCUUGCCAUGAUCAGCACCAGGAAGACUUCUUACUUCAAUUGGAUUGCAUCUGCAAUAAACACUGUGGUGAUACUGUUUGUGAUAAUUGCAGGCUUCUCCCAUGCCAACACCUCCAACAUGACGCCCCUCCUGCCAUAUGGGGCUAAAGGGAUUUUCCAAGCAGCUGCAAUUGUGUACUUCGCCUAUGGUGGAUUUGACAAUAUUGCCACCAUGGCUGAAGAAACAAGGAACCCAUCAAGAGAUAUCCCACUGGGUCUGCUGGGAUCCAUGUCUAUAAUAACAGUGAUCUAUUGCUUGAUGGCUCUGUCACUGAACAUGAUGCAGAAGUACACAGACAUAGAUCCCAAUGCUGCCUACUCCGUGGCAUUUCAAAGCGUUGGAAUGAAAUGGGCCAAGUAUCUGGUAGCUCUAGGAGCACUCAAGGGGAUGACCACCGUUUUAUUGGUGGGAGCGCUGGGCCAGGCACGCUAUACUACUCAUAUUGCAAGGGCGCACAUGAUACCACCCUGGUUUGCACUGGUUCACCCCAAAACAGGGACACCCAUCAACGCCACUCUCCUCAUCACCAUUGCCAGUGCCUGCAUUGCUUUCUUCUCCAGUUUGGAUGUCUUGGCAAGCUUGUUAUCUGUGAGCACACUCUUCAUUUUCAUGAUGAUGGCAGUUGCCCUACUUGUGAGGAGAUACAAUGUGAGAGGGAUCACUCCUAGAACAAACCUCUUGAAGCUGGUCAUAUUUCUGCUGAUCAUUAUUGCUUCCUCGAUGGGUACUUCAGCUUACUGGGGCUUGAGGCCCAAUGGUUGGCUUGGUUACACAAUCACUGUUCCUUUAUGGAUUCUGGGGACAUUGGGGAUUUCAGUAUUUUUACCUCAGCAGCGGACUCCUAAAGUCUGGGGUGUUCCCCUUGUCCCAUGGCUGCCAUCCUUGUCAAUUGCAAUAAACCUGUUUCUCAUGGGUUCCCUUGGUCCCCAGGCUUUUGAGAGGUUUGGCAUCUGCACCUUUGUUAUGCUUGUUUAUUACUUCUUCUUUGGGGUCCAUGCAACCUAUGACAUGGCCCAGAAAAAUGCAGAGAUGGGAUCACCAUCAAUGCAGAAGGAACAGCAUAAAUCUGAAGUUAGUUGUUGUUGUUAGUCAUUGAAUGCCAAACUCCAUAAUAGUUGGCCUUGCUCUCCUUCUUGGAACAUAGAGAAAUGAACCUCAUGAUCUACUUCCAAUAACUUGUUGUGAACCCCUAAUGUUGUAUACCCAUCAAUUCCACUACUUGUUCAUAUUCAGAAAGCAGGGCUUGUCAUCCUUCCUUCUCUAAAAGGUCCAAUGUCUAAAGUUGACGCAAGUAAUGUUGGCAUAUCUAAAGUUGAGAAAACAUGGUAAAGCGCACCUGAUGGCACUGUCUCUA
Molecule: messenger RNA, 2374 nt
Organism: Nelumbo nucifera (sacred lotus)
Lineage: Eukaryota; Viridiplantae; Streptophyta; Magnoliopsida; Proteales; Nelumbonaceae
Product: cationic amino acid transporter 5-like
Biological process (GO): transmembrane transport; amino acid transport
Cellular component (GO): plasma membrane
Molecular function (GO): L-lysine transmembrane transporter activity; L-glutamate transmembrane transporter activity
Source: RefSeq, a predicted model, not a curated record